AUGACAGAUAUUCCUAAAUAUGACGGAACAAUGGAUCCACAAGAACAUAUAACCACUUACACAUGCGCCAUAACAGGCAAUGAUCUGGAGGAUGAUGAAAUCGAAUCGGUGAUGUUGAAAAAGUUCGGUGAGACAUUGACUAAGCGAGCCAUGCAAUGGUAUUGCAUGCUGCCCCAGUACUCUAUUCCAUCAUUCGAGCUGCUCACAGGCGCCUUCGUGAAGGCUCAUGCCGGGGCCCGGAAAGUGAAGGCUAGAAAGGCCGACAUAUUCAAAAUCUGCCAACAAGACGACGAACGGCUCAGAGAGUUCGUUACAAGGUUCCAGAGGGAAAGAAUUUUGCUGCCCCCGGUUCUUGAUGAGUGGGCGGCUCAAGCUUUCGCAAAGGGACUUAACCCCCGGAGCUCCAACGCUUCCCUCAAGCUGAAAGAGAACCUAUUGGAGUUCAGAGCUAUUACUUGGGCGGAUGUCCAUAACAGGUAUGAAUCCAAGAUACGGGUGGAGGAUGAUCAGCUUGGGCUUCCAUCAGGUCCAAUUAAUCGGAUAAAAAAUUUGGACAGACUGAAGAGGAUGUUAGAAACGAAAUUUCAACCAUCAAGGGAUAGAUAUCAUCCAUACUCUCAACCCGGAAGGUCUACCUUCAGAUCAAAUAAGGGAAGAAGUGGUCCUGGCCCCAAUACAGCGAGAAGUGAAAGACGAAGCGAUCGUUGUUCGGGAAGUAGGGGUUUACAGUUCAGAAACAGAUCUGUUGGGAGGUCCGACACCGGUGAAAAUCUGAGGGAAACCAGCAAGAGGACCGAACCAGAGGAACCCCAGCAUGUGAUCAACAUGAUCAUCAGUGGGGUAGAAGUACCCCAAGGCCUGAUGAUGAAAAAGAUGAAGUUCUCAAUACCUCGAGAGAAGAGGACCAGGGACUAUGUACCAGAUGGAUUUAUAUCCUUCAGCGACAAAGACGUGGAGGGCAUCAUUCAACCACACAAUCAUGCUUUGGUUAUUUCUGUCCUUAUAAAUAAAACUCAUUUCAAAGGUAUUUUGAUCUAUCCAGGUAGUUCAACCAACAUUAUCCGAUGGAAAGUAGUGAAACAGCUAGGACUGCGACACCAGAUCAUACCAACGACUCGAGUCCUCAACGGGUUUAAUAUGGCUUGCGAAACUACCAAAGGAGAAAUCACUCUACCAGUAAAUGCUGCCGGCAUUGUUCAGUACAUAAAGUUUUAUGUCAUUGAUGGAGAGAUGAGAUACAAUGCCUUGCUCGGAAGUCCCUGGUUACACAUCAUGAGGGCGGUACCCUCGACCUUGCACCAGAUGCUGAAAUUCCCAACCCUGGAGGGAGUGAAAAACAUCCAUGGAGAGCAACCAGCAGCAAAAUAA
Lycium barbarum (goji berry) is the source of this 1368-nucleotide messenger RNA. RefSeq lists its product as uncharacterized. The record is from RefSeq and is a predicted model, not a curated record. NCBI's taxonomy places the organism in Eukaryota, Viridiplantae, Streptophyta, Magnoliopsida, Solanales, Solanaceae. The coding region runs from base 1 to 1368 and encodes 455 amino acids. The transcript has 2 exons.